AUGGCAACUCCAGCUUCUACUUUACCUGUAUCAUUUACAAAUGAUGAUGUUAAAGCAAAUGUCUGUUCAAAAGCUCAAUCAUCUGUAAAUGCUUUAGCUGUACUUGCUAAAUCCAUCUUAAAAAAUUCCCAUAGUAGUGAUCAUUUAACAACAACAUUAAAACAAUUUGCAAAUAGUGAGGACCAAAUUAAAUCGACACAAGGUCAUAUUGAUAGAAUUGAAUUUAUACACGAACAAUUACUCUUUCACUCUAAUAAAAUUCUAUCAGAUACUCAAGAACUUAUUGAAAUUCAUCAAACUUUUUCGAACAUGAAACUUGAAAAAAAUUUUUAA
Messenger RNA from Adineta steineri, 333 nucleotides. Lineage: Eukaryota; Metazoa; Rotifera; Eurotatoria; Adinetida; Adinetidae. The record is from the annotation of a GenBank genome assembly.